Molecule: messenger RNA, 1471 nt
Organism: Planococcus citri (citrus mealybug)
Lineage: Eukaryota; Metazoa; Arthropoda; Insecta; Hemiptera; Pseudococcidae
Product: neuroserpin-like
Exons: 5
Coding region: 141-1307 (388 amino acids)
Molecular function (GO): serine-type endopeptidase inhibitor activity
Source: RefSeq, a predicted model, not a curated record
AUACAUAAGCGUAACGAUCGUUGGUAAAAUGACCAUUUCGUGAUUAGUUUCCCAUAUGUUAGGAGUUUACAAUAAUAUUGAAUAUUUUGUUGUUAAUUCAUCGAGUUUGUGAAAAAAUAGAUAGAUACAAAAUCUACAAUAUGGAGAUGUUUCGAACAGCGACGUUCUUAUUUGUCGUGGGACAAUUCGUAUUCGUUAAAUCGCAGAGCCACAUCACUGAACCAUCUAUGGAAGAAAAGAUUCGAGAUGAGAUAUUCGGAAUUCUACAGAUGCAAACAAAAGCUUUAUGGAGGGGAACCCCCUCAGAUCAGAACAUCGAGUUCCUUCCACUAUCAGUAGCAGCGGGCUGGCAAAUGAUGCUAAUGAAACUUCACUACUACGGAAGUCCUCCAGAAAAAUUCAAUUAUAAAAACGAUUUUUUGAAAAAAGCGUACGCAUUGGCGGGUAUACUCGAUAAAAUGUCUUCAACGUCCAAUGCCAAGUUGAAAUUCGUGAAUACUGUAUUUUACGAUCAAAGCAAAACAUCGAAGCAGCUUUUGAACGACUUAAAAACCUACUAUCACGCUGAAGCCUACGAAGUAUCGUUCAAUUCGGAAGCAGCCGUUUUAGCCGUAGUGAACGAACGGCUGAGCAAUGUUACAAAAGGACGAUCACCUAAAGCGGAGAAUCUCCCUAUUACAGGAGAGGCCAACAUGCUGAGUUCCUUAAUAAAUUACACAAGUUGUUGGGAUACGCCGAAAACCUGGACAAACUUUAUCAAAUUAUUGAAAUUCAAAAACUCGAACGACGAAUUCGACAUCGAAACGUUCAACGCGAAAGAGACAAUCGGUUAUUACAACAACAUCGAACAAAAAUACGAAGCCAUCAGAUUGCCUUUCAAAAAAGGCGAAUUCGCCAUGAUGGUAGUGUUACCUUACCAGGAUCAGUCGUUAAAAUUCAUCAGUGAAUUCACAGGAAACGAACAUAAACUAAUUUUGCAACUGGUUAGUGAAAAUUACGAAAACAUCGAUUACGCGAUCCCUUUCAUGAAUUUGAUGCAGCUGACGGUAAAUGAAAAUGGCACUGCUAUAUAUGGCGACGAUACGAUUACUUGUGACUGGCCGACGGCGGCUCAAGAAACCCAGGAAAUUAAUAAGAUCGAUUAUAAACCGUUUUACGUGAACAGACCGUUUGCUGUGUAUAUUUAUCAUGAAAAAACUAAAUUUGUUGUAAUGUACGGUUUGGUAAAUAACCCAGCUUUAGACACGAUGCAACCUCGUAUGUUGAAGAUUCAAAUGAGAGUAAGAAACGAUAAGACUGAUCUUUAAUUCGAUCGUUAAGUUUAACCUACUCGUGUGUUUGCGGCGUGUAAAUAGGAUAGACUAUCAUUGAUAAAAAUACCAAUUAAUGUUCGCAGAAAAUUGGCCAAAUGUAUUUUGUACAUAUAUUAUAUUGAACUGGGAAUAAAAAUUACAACACAAAGUAUUGUGUU